This is a messenger RNA of Trifolium pratense (red clover), 1812 nucleotides long. Its product is annotated as 3-epi-6-deoxocathasterone 23-monooxygenase CYP90C1-like. The coding region runs from base 105 to 1562 and encodes 485 amino acids. The record is from RefSeq and is a predicted model, not a curated record. Lineage: Eukaryota; Viridiplantae; Streptophyta; Magnoliopsida; Fabales; Fabaceae. The transcript is spliced from 9 exons. Gene Ontology annotation, biological process: multicellular organism development; brassinosteroid homeostasis; brassinosteroid biosynthetic process. Gene Ontology annotation, molecular function: oxidoreductase activity, acting on paired donors, with incorporation or reduction of molecular oxygen, NAD(P)H as one donor, and incorporation of one atom of oxygen; heme binding; iron ion binding.
CUGCUAAGUUAUCAUGAGCUGACAUUACUUCCAUUUCUCUGAUCUCUCUUUAUUUUUCUCUCCUUCAUCUUUCUCUCUUUUACUCUCCAACAAUUAAAACAGUUAUGGAAUAUUGGGUUAUAGGUGUGGGAAUAAUUGUGUUGUUAAUGAGUUGGUGGUGGAUUGUGAAGAAAGAGAGUAAUAUUAAAGUGAGAAAGGGAAUUAAAAUACCAAAAGGGAACGCAGGUUGGCCUUUAGUUGGAGAGACUCUUGAGUUCAUUGCUUCUGGCUAUUCUUCUCACCCUGUCACCUUCUUUGAAAACCGCAAGUCUAUUUAUGGGAAUGUGUUUAAGUCAAAUAUUCUAGGAAGCAAUAUAAUAGUGUCAACAGACUCAGAGGUGAACAAGGUAAUUCUGCAGAAUCAAGGGAACACAUUUGUCCCUGCUUAUCCAAAAUCAAUCAGAGAACUAAUGGGAGAACACUCUAUACUUGAAUUGAAUGGAAACAUGCAUAAGAAAUUACAUUCCCUCAUUUUAGUGUUUCUUAAAUCCCCACAAUUUAAAGCUCAAAUCACCAGAGAUAUUGAACAAACUGUCAAACAAUGCUUAGCAUCUUGGACUCACAAAACAAUUUAUGUUCAAGAUGAAGUCAAAAAGAUCACAUUUACUAUUUUGAUUAAAGUUUUGAUGAGUGUUGGCCCUGGUGAAGAUCUGGAGUUGUUGAGAACAGAUUUUGGAGAAUUCAUCAAAGGCUUGAUAUGUUUGCCCAUCAGGUUUCCAGGAACAAGGCUAUACAAAUCCUUGAAGGCAAAGGAAAGGAUGAUGAAGAUAGUGAGGAGGAUAGUGGAUCAGAGAAAGAAACUAAUGAUGAAUAAUAAUGCAGAAGAUCAGUGUAUACUAGAUGCACUCUUAAGGGAUAAUAAGGGUGAGUUAUCUAGCUCAAACCCAAGCUCAAGCCUGGCAUUGGAAAGGAUUUGCCAAAACAUCAUAGUGAUGAUGAUUCCAGGGGAAGAGACCCUUGCUACGGCCAUGACCUUGGCCCUCAAAUUCCUCUCUGACACCCCUCUUGUUCUAACCAAACUUAUGGAGGAGCACAUGGAAUUGAAGAAGCUGAAGGCAGCUGGUUGCUCAAAUGAUUAUACAUGGACUGACUACAUGGCACUGCCAUUUACUCAAAAUGUCAUCAGUGAAACUCUUAGAAUGGCCCAUGUAGUCAAUGGCAUUUGGAGAAAAGCACUCAAAGAUGUAGAAAUUAAAGGGUACCUAAUUCCAAAGGGCUGGUGUGUUAUGGCAUCUCUUACUUCUGUUCACUUGGACGCAAACAACUAUGAAAACCCUUUCAAGUUUGAUCCAUGGAGAUGGGAGAAAAUUGAAGCUGUGACUAGUAACAACUGUUUUACUCCAUUUGGUGGUGGACAAAGAUUAUGCCCUGGGUUAGACCUUUCUAGGGUAGAGCUCUCUAUUUUCCUUCACCAUCUUGUUACUACACACAGAUGGGUCGCUGAGAGGGAUGAAAUAAUAUACUUUCCAAUAGUUAAGAUGAAGAAAAAGCUCCCAAUUAGAGUGCAACCCAUUAACGCUUGAUUGGAUUAGACCAUCAAGGGAAAUGUUGUAUUGUAUAUAGAGGGGAAAUGUAUUUAUUUCAACCUAGAGGGGUAACUACAUGUAAACAAAACAAUAAGAUUACCUUCCCAGAAAAUAGUGAUGUGUACUAUAUAUUGUGUUAGAUCUUGCGUAACAUCAAUAUUCAGAGAAUAAAGGUGCUUAUAUCUCUGUCUUUGAAAACCAAUUGCUAGUAGUAGAUAUGAUUAAUACUAACUCUCAAAGAUCCUAU